AUGUCAGUUGAAUACCGCGGCAUUGUUGGUGAAACCAAGCCAAGGACUAGUCGGCUGCAUUUGUCUUACAGGACCGCACAAAACAUGUUACACGACGGGAAUGACUAUCAGCCGAAUCUACACACAAAUACCAGCAACAAGAAAAGAAGAUGCAUCUUAUAUACUAUAGCAGUGAUCAUAGGACUUUUUGUUGUAUGUACUUCCGUAUUGCUGUAUGAAUUUGGACCUAUGGGCGAUAAUAUGUCAUCUUCAUCAAACAUGAAGCUACCACAUCCUUUACUACGACGAUCUGUAAUCAACAAUCCUGUAUUCACACCAAUCAGUGAUCAAGCUGGAGAAUUUCUCAGGGACAUCCGAGUCGCUGAUCAUUGUCACCUACCUGAUGCUCCUUCUUUGGGAAUGGAAGACUUCUACAUGAAGGAUAAAUAUACUUUGGAACAAGUUCAUGUUGUCUUGUCAUCAGGGGAGACAACUCCACAACAACUCCAUUCUGACAUUCCACUGGCUGACUGCCAGUAUAAAUCUGAUGAUACUGGACUGCAUGAUGACUUUCCAGCUAUUGUCAAUGGAUACAUCAGGGCAAACAAGGCACACUCAGAAUUUAUCACCCACACGAUCUCGCAUGAAAGGAAAUGUCCCCCAGGGCAGUUAUCUCCCUUAGGAAUGGCAAAGUUAAAACAACUUGGACGAUAUCUGCGUGAUACUUAUGCGAAUCUGAUUAGAAAAGGAUCAAAAUUACAUCAUCCCAAUAAGUUGAUUAAAGUUUUAAGUGGACAGGAUUCUAGUUCAUUCCAUUCUACUCUGUCUUUCCUCAGUAGCUUUUUACCACACAAGGACUUCCACAAGGUCAGUGUGGAGAAAGUGACCAAUCAGCUUUGUGAUAAGUCACAGACAGACUGCCAAUGUCCAAACACAGCUCGCUCUCUCUCUAUUCUUAUGAACAAUAUCUCCACACAGGACUCGAAAUCACAGCAACAUGAAAACAUGUCAUUCAAUAAAUUUUUUGAUAAUUUCCAGAAAAAUAAUUUGAGUGCUGUAGAAGCACUUGGUCAGCUUUCUCCUCUUAUAUGUGACAAAUCCCUUCCUUCAGCAGGAUGUCAUGGUAACCGUUGUUGGAAUAUAACAAGGUCACAUGUUUUUAAAUUAUUUCAAGCUGUAGAUAAGCAUACACAGAAUUGGAUGAAUAUGAUUCCCAACAGGGAGCACAGUCGCCUUCAUGUGUAUCCAUUUAUUACUUCGUUAGUUAAAUCCUUUAAGAACAUUCACCUUUCAGCAUCUCCAAGAAUUUUCGUUUACACAAGCACCGAAGAAUUCAUGCUUCAGUUGCUGACAGCCAUUGAGAACAUAUUGGACAAGUUUCCACGUCCAGGAUCGCGACUUGUCUUUGAACUUUUGUCCGCUUCACAGAAACAGAAAAAACGUUACUUUCUGCGUGUUCUGUUCAAUGGUCGUGAUGUUACUACAAACAUUCCUCUCUGCAGUCAUCGUAAAGGUGAUGGAAUCUGUCCAUUGAAGUACUUUGUGGAUUAUCACAGUAUAAAUUUUAAGAAUAUGUUUUCAAAAUCAAAUUAUACAGAAAGAUGUUUAUGA
Molecule: messenger RNA, 1590 nt
Organism: Ylistrum balloti
Lineage: Eukaryota; Metazoa; Mollusca; Bivalvia; Pectinida; Pectinidae
Product: 2-phosphoxylose phosphatase 1-like
Exons: 3
Coding region: 1-1590 (529 amino acids)
Biological process (GO): glycosaminoglycan biosynthetic process; dephosphorylation; chondroitin sulfate proteoglycan biosynthetic process
Cellular component (GO): Golgi apparatus
Molecular function (GO): phosphatase activity
Source: RefSeq, a predicted model, not a curated record